UGGACGGCGGUCUUCGAGUACGAGGCGUGCGGCGAGGACGAGCUGAGCCUGCGUCCCGGCGACGUGGUGCAGGUGCUCUCCAGGGACUCGCAGGUCUCCGGCGACGAAGGCUGGUGGACGGGCCAGAUUGACCAGCGCGUCGGCAUCUUCCCCAGCAACUACGUGACCAGCAGCGCGGGCGGCGGCAGCGGCGGCGGCCGCCGCCUCUGCCUUCAGGAAGGGAGGAGGUCGGAUCUCCAGGCCUCGUACCCUGCUAGUCCGGCCAUCCAGUUGCUGGAGAUUGACUUCUCAGAGCUUAUUCUGGAGGAAAUUAUUGGCAUAGGAGGUUUUGGGAAAGUUUACCGUGCAGUUUGGUUUGGAAAGGAAGUUGCUGUCAAGGCAGCUCGCUAUGAUCCAGAUGAAGACAUCACUGAAGCUAUUGAGAAUGUCCAUCAAGAAGCCAAGCUCUUUGCUAUGCUAAAACAUCCCAACAUAAUUGCCCUUAAAGGUGUAUGUUUAAAGGAACCAAACCUUUGCCUGAUAAUGGAGUUUGCCCGUGGAGGCUCAUUAAAUAGAGUGCUUUCUGGUAAAAGGAUUCCACCAGACAUUCUGGUGAACUGGGCUGUCCAGAUUGCUGAAGGAAUGAACUAUCUCCACGAGGAAGCAAUUGUUCCUAUUAUCCACCGGGAUCUGAAGUCCAGCAAUAUAUUGAUCCUUGAAAAAGUAGAAAAUGGAGACCUGAGCAACAAAAAUUUGAAGAUCACUGAUUUUGGCUUGGCCAGAGAAUGGCAUAAGACUACUAAAAUGAGUGCAGCUGGAACAUAUGCUUGGAUGGCUCCUGAAGUUAUCCGUUCCUCUAUGUUCUCUAAAGGCAGUGAUGUGUGGAGUUUUGGGGUAUUGCUUUGGGAACUAUUAACUGGGGAAGUACCAUUUCGAGGAAUUGAUGGCCUAGCAGUAGCAUACGGUGUUGCUAUGAAUAAACUUUCCCUUCCUAUUCCUUCAACAUGCCCAGAACCUUUCGCCAGACUGAUGGAAGAUUGUUGGAAUACUGAUCUUCAUUCAAGACCAUCUUUUGCAAAUAUUUUGAAUAAACUAACUAAUAUAGAAGAGUCUGGUUUCUUUGAAAUGCCAAAAGAAUCAUUUCAUUCCCUGCAAGAAGAUUGGAAAAUUGAGAUCCAGGAAAUGUUUGACCAACUCAGAGCCAAAGAAAAGGAGCUGCGGACAUGGGAAGAAGAGUUAAAACGAGCAGCAGUUCAACAGAAAAACUACGAAGAACUACUACGACAACGCGAGCAGGAGUUGGCAGAGCGAGAAAUUGAUAUUUUGGAAAGAGAGCUCAAUAUAAUCAUCCACCAGCUGUGCCAGGAAAAGCCCCGUGUAAGAAAACGCAUGGGCAAAUUCAGGAAAAAUCGGCUCAAGUUGAAAGAUGGCAAUCACAUCAGUCUUCCCUCUGAUUUCCAGCACAAAUUCACUGUGCAGGCAUCUCCAACCAUGGAUAAAAGAAAAAACUUGAUCAACAACUGUGCCAGUCCUCCUGCCAGCCCUACUAUCAUUCCUAGGCUCAGGGCCAUCCAGUUAACCCCUGGUGAAAGCAGCAAAACCUGGGGGCGCAGCUCUGUGCUCCAGAAGGAUGAGGAAGGAGGAGAAGAAGAAAAAAGAGGCCAAAAGAAAAAGGGUCGGACCUGGGGGCCAGGUACUUUUUGCAGUAAGGAGCUAACAUCAAGUGAGGAUGGCCUAAAGUCCCUGGCAGAUGGCGCUAGACAGUGGUCAUCUAGUGCUCCAAACCUUGGAAAAUUCCAGCGAACAAUAGUCCCUUUUCCCGGAUUUGCAAGCCUAGUAGAGAUGGACAACGAAGACAAUGAUUCUUUGAAUGAUACAGAGAGCAAGAUGCAGCAAUCCCCUGGAUUUAACCAAGCAUACCUCUGCAUCCCAUUUCAGAAGAAUGACGACUGGGAUACCCACUCUAGUGAUCCUAAUGAAGAGACUACUCCAGUGAACUCUUCCACAAGCACUCCUCAGGUCACUCCCACCAACAGCCUCAAACGUGGGGGCUCCCAGUAUAAACAAUGUCAAUUGGCCUUUCUAGGCUGUGGGGCUGUGUUGGCUGCUGCUGGCCUUGGUUUUGAUCUUUUGGAAGCUGGCAAGUGCCAGCUGCUAACCCAGGAAGAUCAGGACAUGUCCAAGGAAGAAAAAAAGAAACGUGAAAACAUCUUCCAACGGGCUGGUCUGUCUCGGAGGAGUACAAGCCCACCUUCAAGGAAGAUCUUCAGGAAAGAGGAACCCACAUCCUUGUUAGGCGAACCAUCCAGUUCUCUGACUCUACUCUCUUUGUCUUCAAUUUCUGAAUGUAACUCCACCCGUUCUUUACUUCAUUCAGACAGUGAUGAAAUUGUGGUAUAUGAGAUGCCUGUUAGUCCUGUGACAGUGAAGGCUCCCUUGCCAGUAGUUAGUAACCCACUAGUUAAUAUCCGAGUUGAGAGAUUCAAACGGAAUCCCAACCAGUCUUUGACACCUACACAUGUGACUCUUUCCUGUGAAGCUCAGCAGCAGAAGCAUAGGCGCACUCCCUCGGAUGGUGCCAUAAAACUGGCUGAUCUCGUUCCUAAUGGAGAUUCUUCCAGUAAUUCUCCAUCAGGAGUGCUGGGAACAGGUAUAAUAAAAACACCCAGUCCAAGUCAGGGUCCAAAUGAAGUCCCUCGACUGCCAGAUCCCAACCUCAUCUUCCCUCCAACCCCCAGGCGUUAUAGUGCUCAACAGGAUUCCUUGUUGGAGAGACCCAAGACCUUGGAAUUCCUACCUAGGCCACGCCCUUCAGCUAACAGGCAGCGAGUUGAUCCCUGGUGGUUUGCAUCCCCAAGUAAGGUUAGGGGUGAAUCCUCUGCUAAUAGCUCCAGUACUGAAACUCCCAGUAACAUGGAUUCCUGCUUUGCCAGCAGUAGCAGCACAGUUGAAGAGCAGUCCGCGCUGCUUUCUUUUCAUGUCAGACUGCCUGAAGAGGAACGGACACUGCUGGACAUGGAUGUUGAAGGUCAGAAUCAGGACAGCACAGUGCCGCUUUGCAGAGCAGGACUCAGAACACGUAAAUCUACAGCAUAUGAACUCAAGCAAGAAUUUUGGUCCUAG
This is a messenger RNA of Protobothrops mucrosquamatus (brown spotted pit viper), 3102 nucleotides long. RefSeq names its product mitogen-activated protein kinase kinase kinase 9 (gene MAP3K9). Bases 454 to 3102 code for a protein of 882 amino acids. Gene Ontology annotation, molecular function: ATP binding; JUN kinase kinase kinase activity. The record is from RefSeq and is a predicted model, not a curated record. The transcript has 11 exons. Gene Ontology annotation, biological process: protein phosphorylation. NCBI's taxonomy places the organism in Eukaryota, Metazoa, Chordata, Lepidosauria, Squamata, Viperidae.